AAUGGGAAAUAUAUGCGAUUUUAUGAAAACAGAAAAAAAGGAAUUUCAAAGUUCUCUGAAUUAAUAGACUGUAUUGCAACCAAUUUAAGAAUGUAUGCUGUUUAUUAAGACUCAGAGGAAUUAGCGAUAAAAUCAAGUAAGACUUUGGAUAAUUCCACAUCGUUUAUGCCUGAACAAAAUCAAAAGCGAGUAGGCUUGGAAGAUUUCAUUAUGUUAGCUACAGUUGGCAAAGUAUCAGUUAAAUUAAUUAGGGUGCCUUUGGAAAAGUGUAUAAAGUUAAAAAAAAGGACAAUUAAAAAAUAUAUGCUAUAAAAUGCAUCAAUAAGAAACUGAUAUUUGAUAGUAAAUUAGAAUCAAAUGCAUUAUUGGAGAAAAAUGUCUUAAAAUAAAGCAAACAUCCAUUUAUUGUAUAGUUAAAAUAUUCCUUCUAAACCCCAACUAAAUUAUAUUUAGUUAUGGAAUACAUCAAUGGAGGGGAAUUCUUUAAAAUCCUUAUGAAAACAAAAGGUUUACCAGAGUCUAUUGUUGCUUUUGUUGCAGCUGAAGUUGUUUUAGCUUUGGAAUAUUUGAAUUAUUAGUUGAAAGUUAUAUAUAGGGAUUUGAAACCAGAAAAUAUCUUACUUACAACAACAGGACAUGUUAAAUUAACAGAUUUUGGUUUAGCUACUUUAAGAAAAGAUGAAAAUGUUAAAAAUUAUACUGUAAAUAUUGAUAAUUAUAUAAGUUAGCUGGAACCCCUGAAUAUUUAGCUCCAGAAAUCAUAAACAAGAAAGGCCAUUCUUUUGAAGUUGAUUUAUGGACAUUAGGCAUCUUAAUAUACGAAAUGAUAAAUGGAUAUCCGCCUUUUACAGUACAAGACAGAAACACUUAAAAAAUUCUAUAAUUAAUUCUACAAAAUAAGCCGAAUUAUCCAUCAAUAAUGAGUGAUGAAGCUAAAAAUUUAGUUUAAAGUUUGCUAAAAGAUAAUCCAAAGGAAAGAAUCGGAGCUUAAAUAGUAAUUUUUUUUUCUAUAUUUUAAAGGGAUACCAAGAAAUAAAAUACCACCCUUUUUUUGCAAAUAUUAAAUGGUCAGAACUAUACAAUUUGAAUAUUAAAUCUCCUCUUAAGACCUUUGCAGAAACAAAUGCUUCAAGGUCUGAAGGACUUAGAAUGCCUAAUAUUCAGAUUUAAGAGACCCCAAAUCCUCCAUAGCCAAAUUUAUAAGGGAUUAGUUAUGCAGGAGGUGAUGAUACAUAUAACUCUAAGAGACUGAAUUGA
Molecule: messenger RNA, 1257 nt
Organism: Paramecium pentaurelia
Lineage: Eukaryota; Ciliophora; Oligohymenophorea; Peniculida; Parameciidae
Source: the annotation of a GenBank genome assembly